AUGUCGAAGUACGUGACCAAAACAAAGAACCUCAUCCCCAGUGGGGCAACGGUCAAGGCGAGGGCGACCUCCCUCAGCGCGUGGGAGCUGCCCAAGCAAGACUCCGCUCUCGCACCCAAGGAUGUGUGGACCAAUGCGGAUAUGGACCCAGUCCCUCCAAAGUACCAGACAUGGACUUUGUGGACGUGGAUGGCCUACUGGGCAACCGACACUAUCAACUUGGGUACCUGGGAAACUGCCUCUUCUGUGAUUGCCGUGGGCCUGAACUGGCGCGACGCAAUUCCCAUCAUGGUUGUCGGCACCAGCUGCGUGGCUGUCCCUAUGGUCCUCAACGGUGCUAUCGGCGCUAAACUGCACAUCCCCUUCUCGGUCAUCGUCAGAUCUGGCUUCGGAUAUUACUUUGGUUACUUCUGCAUCGUCUCUCGAGCCAUCUUGGCCAUGUUCUGGCUUGGUAUUCAAGGGGCCAACGGUGCACAGUGUAUUACUCUCAUGUUGACCGCCAUCUGGCCGUCGUACGCGCACAUCAAGAAUCACCUCCCCAGUGAUGCCGGCAUUACGACGCAGGGAAUGAUCAGCUAUUUCCUCUUCUGGAUAAUUCAGCUUCCGCUGUUGCUGAUCCCUCCGACGAGGCUUCGUUAUCUUUUCAUAAUCAAACUCGUCGCUGCGCCCAUCACUGCAUUGGCUACUCUCGGCUGGAUUGUCCACAAGGCAGGAGGAGGCGGUGCCAUCUUCUCCCUCCCCGAAACGGUCCACGGCAGUCGACGCGCUUGGCUCUGGCUGCAAUGCAUGUCCUCGGUCACAGGAUCUUGGGCCACACUGGCUUGCAACAUCCCUGAUUUCAGCCGCUAUGCGAAGACCUCCCGUGGCCAGUAUAUUCAGCUGCCAUUCCUUCCGGCGAUUUUCACCGUUUGCGGUGUAAUGGGUAUCGUCACCACAUCCGCAUCCAAGGUCGUUUACGGAGAGUUUCUGUGGAACCCAUUGGAUAUCAUCCAACAUUGGCUGGGCAGUCAUGGUGGUCGGGCCGCUGCAUUCUUUGCCGCGCUCUCGUGGUACGUUGCCCAAGUCGGCACGAACAUCACGGCAAACAGCAUUUCUGCCGCAAAUGAUUUGACAGUCCUUUGCCCGAAAUACAUCAACAUCAAACGUGGUUGCGUCAUCGCCGCCCUUGUUGGUGGCUGGGUCAUUGUCCCCUGGAAGAUUCUCAGCUCUGCAACGACCUUUUUGGCUUUCAUGGGUGGCUAUGCCGUCUUCCUCGCACCCAUGGCCGGAAUCAUUGCCUCCGACUAUUGGAUCGUCAAGCGACAACAUAUUGAUGUACCUGCUCUAUAUGAUCCUCGCGGCCGAUACCGAUACAACGCUUGGGGCAUUAAUUGGCGAGCAAUGCUCGCUUUUCUGCUCGCCAUCGGCCCUUGCCUGCCCGGUUUGGCAUGGAGCAUCAACAGCAAUUCUCGCAUCACCACGGGGGCACAACAUCUGUAUUCUUUUGAUUGGCUCUAUGGAUUUGUGACCAGCAUCUUCGUCUACUCGGUAACCAGCUACAUCUGGAAACCGACCAACCAAAUCGUGCCGCACACUGUCUACGGCAUUCCUCAAGACCCCGACGAGGAAGAAGCUUACGAGGAAGCAUAUGACGAGAAGGUGCUCAGGAGGGAUAGUCUCGUGGGCAAUCCCAAAAGCUUUGCCAAUGUAGGUGGCAUCGACAACAUGGGCAGCGCUCUUCACUUCAGAAAGUCUGUUGACGAAACUGCCAAGGAGAGCAUUGAAGUGAGACGAGCCAGUAGGGCAAGUCAAGGUGGUCAAGGACCGCACGAGCCUGGCACCGUCCCUGCUCAUCUCAAGGGUGUCGACCCGGAUGUGUUGAACGAGAAGGUUUAA
Fonsecaea multimorphosa CBS 102226 is the source of this 1875-nucleotide messenger RNA. RefSeq lists its product as uncharacterized. Bases 1 to 1875 code for a protein of 624 amino acids. The record is from RefSeq and is a predicted model, not a curated record. NCBI's taxonomy places the organism in Eukaryota, Fungi, Ascomycota, Eurotiomycetes, Chaetothyriales, Herpotrichiellaceae. The transcript has 4 exons. Gene Ontology annotation, biological process: nucleobase transport; transmembrane transport. Gene Ontology annotation, cellular component: plasma membrane. Gene Ontology annotation, molecular function: nucleobase transmembrane transporter activity.